AUGGGAGGCUUCGAGGGCCAUCUGUAUCCGGGGCUGGCUCUCUUUCUCUAUGGGCUGUACCAUGCACUCUGUGCCUCUCGGGCCCUCAUCUGUAGCCGCCCUGCCCAGUACCCACUGCGACGACCCUGGAGUGGGGGACGAUGGGCACGACUGGGGCAAAUCCACUAUGUGGGGCUGGCAAAACUCCUGAGUGCCUGCAUCCUGGUGGUCCAGGAGCUGCACAGUGUCCAGUGGCAGCUUGUCUUUCUCAGCAAGAAGUACCCCCAGAGGAUUUUCUUCCACCGCAAGCAGUGGCAGCACAUCACGCUCUACGCCACCUUCUUCCUGAGCGGCUGUGCCGACCUGCUGAGCCAGCAUCUGCUGCCCCGGAGAUGCCCUGAGCUGGAGCGGGGAGCCCAAGCCCUGGGCAUGGCUCUGCUGCUUCCCCUCAUGGUGUCUCACCUGCAGGACACAGAAGGAGUGGAGCUGCGUGCUCACGGGCUGCUCACCCAGGCCCUGUUCCUACUGAUGCUGGUGGCCAUGGCUGAGCUCUGGGCCCCCGACUCACCGCAGCUCUGGGUGCUGAAGGCCUUCCUGUACAUGCUGGCUGGAUCGUGGCUCAUGCACAUGGGUGUCACGCUGUUCAAGCCCAUCUCUGGCCACAGGUGGAUGGACGACGACCAGCAUGAUGUGAUCUUUGUCACCACCUUCUUCUGCUGGCACGUGGUCCUUGAUGCCCUUGUGAUUCUCUGGGUCUAUGGUGCCUCCUCUGUGUGGUAUCGGUACUUCAGGGGGAAAUCUGGACUGGAGGAGCCUGGGGUGGUACCCUGUCACCUGGCUGAGAAGGUGUGGGAGGCGGAGCUGCCUGAGAGGAGGACCUAG
Messenger RNA from Erinaceus europaeus (western European hedgehog), 861 nucleotides. Its product is annotated as transmembrane epididymal protein 1-like. The record is from RefSeq and is a predicted model, not a curated record. The transcript has a single exon. NCBI's taxonomy places the organism in Eukaryota, Metazoa, Chordata, Mammalia, Eulipotyphla, Erinaceidae. The coding region runs from base 1 to 861 and encodes 286 amino acids.